Temnothorax curvispinosus is the source of this 5474-nucleotide messenger RNA. It is a transcript of the gene Ork1, whose product is annotated as open rectifier potassium channel protein 1. Gene Ontology annotation, cellular component: membrane. Bases 1182 to 4457 code for a protein of 1091 amino acids. The record is from RefSeq and is a predicted model, not a curated record. Gene Ontology annotation, molecular function: potassium ion leak channel activity. Lineage: Eukaryota; Metazoa; Arthropoda; Insecta; Hymenoptera; Formicidae. The transcript has 9 exons. Gene Ontology annotation, biological process: stabilization of membrane potential; potassium ion transmembrane transport.
UAAUUUUUAGCUUUCUUUUUAUAGUGUUCCAUCUUUUAAAGCGACUGAUAUAACCAUCAAAUAUAUUGAAUUAUUUUCUUGAAUUACAUUAAAAACAUUUUUUCUAUCCCCUUAUUAUUUUUGCAGCACUUUAACAUACCGUUUAAGAAGAUCAUUUUGACAAGUACUGCAGAACUCGUUUUCGGUCCUCCCACCAUCAUCCGGACGAUCUUUCGCCUAGUGCUGCUCUCGAUUACGGAUAGUCUUCAUUCGGCCAAGUACUCGACCGCGCUGAUCCGUUAAUUCGACAGAUAAACUCUUAGACCUUUUACAACAACGGGAUUGCGGAAUCUCUGUCAAUAAAAUUAAUCCGGCCGUCCGAAAAUGAUUCAAAGUUCCGCGCCUGUGAUCAUAAACGUUAUUACAAAAUGUGGAUCGUCGGCUUAAGGCAGAUAUGUGCAACGUGCUAAAGCAGUAUGCAACGGAUGAGACAGCUAGACGUUACAAAAGAAGUAAGACCAGCGAACUGUACUUGGAGAGAGAAUAAUGCGAUAACUGCUCGUCAUUCGUCGCCGUUUUGCGAGUGAAGAAAAUAUCCGUGCACGAAACGCGUCCGCAAAUUUAUCUCGUCAAUUAGAGGCGAUCAUCGAUACUGGCGUGAUGUGCGUUAACGUCACCGAAGAUUCGCGAUAACGUGACGCGUUGUUCCUUCGUCACACGGGUGGAGGAGAAGAAGGCCUGGCGACGGAUUUCUCGGACGAAGUGGAGAUAUCGAGAGAUGGAUUUGUUAAAACGGUCCUCCAGGCACUUAGCAGUGAGACGCAACCGCGAUGACGACGCGACGCCUAAAUCGUCAAGAAGACUUCUGAUGGAUCGGAGAUAUCGGGUGAUAACAUCGCCCUCGUGAGAGCUCGUCAUAAUCGAUACGAUAAUCGCCGCCUAAGAAGCCGUAAAAGAAAGCCGCUCUUGACGGGAAAGAGUUAGUGUGCUUGUGGCGAGCGAGCCAGGAAGCUCACUCGAUCGGCUGUUCAGCCCAACCAGAAAUCAUGUCGAGAAUCCGAGUCCGCGGCAUAUCCGCCGCUUUAACGGGGACGUCUUGAUUGUCUGACGACGGGAAUCGUCAUUCCUUGGAAAUUAUCCCUCAUCUCGUCUGGCAGACGGGUCCACGCUAGAUUUCAGCAUCUCGCCGACAGUAUUCGAGAAUGUCCAAGAAGCAAUGGCUCGCCCUGCUGCUGUUGUUCCUCGUGUACCUGGUGCUGGGCGCUACCAUCUUCUACUUCAUCGAGAGCCACAACGAGAAAAUGAAGAUCGACGAGGAAAAAGCUGAACGCACUACGAUCAACAAGUUACUUCACAAACACUACGUACCCAGUGCAAACCAUAGUGAGAAAGAGAUUCUGCAGAAGAUCACCGAUUACUGCGGCAAAUCAGUCCACGAACCGACCGAGGAUGAGGUCGUUCACUUACGAUGGGACUACUACAACAGCUUUUAUUUUGCCUACACGGUCGUCAGCACUAUCGGAUAUGGCAAUUUGGCACCUACAAACACCCUCAGCCGCAUCUUGAUGAUCUUCUACGGUCUCAUAGGCAUCCCGAUGAACGGGAUUUUGCUGACGCAGCUGGGUGAAUUUUUCAGCCAAGUGUUUAUCAAGGCCUAUCAGAAGUACAAGUCCUAUAAGCAACGUCAGUCUUUCACCGAUUAUUCGUCCAACAAGUCGAUACCGCCCAAGACGCGUAAAACAAUGAGACUGGCUGCCCAGAUCUUUCUGUACCUGACGCCCGGCUUCAUCGUGUUCAUCUUCUUCCCGGCGAUCCUGUUCUCGUAUUUCGAGAAAUGGUCCUACGAUGAAUCGGUCUAUUACGCCUUUGUUACCCUCACGACCAUCGGUUUCGGAGAUUUCGUGGCGGGCCAGGACAAUACGAAGGGGAGCGGCCCGUUCUUCAUUAUGUACAAGAUAUUCCUGAUUUGCUGGAUCUCCUUCGGGCUGGGCUACAUCGUCAUGAUAAUGACAUUCAUCGCUCGCGGUAUGCGCAGCAAGAAGAUUACGAGGCUCGAGCACAAACUGGCGAUGAAUCUCAAGCUUACGCAGAGCAAGAUUUGGAACGAGUUUAACAAAGAGGUCGACUACCUGCGCCGCGUUUUCAACGAGUUACAGCUCUCUAAGGUCAAAAGAGUAUAUGUGAACAAGUACGAUACCGAGGAACCUCCGGCGAAAUUCCAGCGCAGUAACAGUUUUCCGAAUCUCCGAGAUUUAACAAUUGGCGGAUACACGGACGGCUUUAUACCGCAUCCACGACGACGGGCUAACAGCGAAGUGGUACCAACGGACGAACUGACACGUGUGGUGUCCGAGACUGAUCUUCAAAGGAUAGACAAGAACGCGACAUUCGCCGCGCACGCCAUAGUGCAACCAGCGGAACUCUUGGCGCGCUUGGUGAACGUCCUCGGUUACAUACCUCCACGGGAUGACUUCGAGUUGGACCAAAUGGAGAGACAGACCGACGCGCAGAAUGAAUCAGCCGAUCAAGGCGUUACUCAAUGGACAAUCGGCGGUGAGAAGUUUCCGUUUGGCAAACCUCGACCCAGAGCGGCCAGCGAGAUACGACUGCACGCGACGAGGAACGAUUCCGUUCAACGUAACAGCGAGUGGACCUGGUCCGGAGUAACCUCGACAAAGCUGCAGGAGAUGAUGAAGGAUCGCGACACGAGCAUGUCCUCAAAGGAUAACAAACCGUACAAGAAAUUUGCGUCGAUCGCAUUACCGGCGCCCAAGAACUUUUUCCCUAGAUGGAGAAAACAGUUCGCGAAUAAGAGGUCGUCGGACGCGGGUCCUAAUACGAGGAACACGGAGAAACCCGUUGAAAUAGUGGACGACGGCAAUCAGCAGAAUAAUUCGAUCGGCCCGCUGCCCUCGUACUUCAACGUGAGGCACGACUCGAUCUCGAGUAGGCCACAUUAUUACACGCACACAGGCGGCAAUCUGCCGAGUUAUCUGGAAGGUAACAAUCUGCUGGAAGAGACGAGUCUGGCGGAUUUCCUUAGAGCAUUGACCGCUCUUCACGCACGGGUAGGAACGGUUCCCGACGAGUACGUCGCCCAAGAGAAACCAAAGAGAAAAUUGGGAACGGCCUGUUUGAGCCCGCCGAAGUUACCCAGUCUCUUCACCCUUUUCUCAAACGCGCCUGCUUCAGUUUCGGCGAAUCAAAGCAAUCAGAAUACCGUCACUGGAGCGCAAUCAAGCAGGAGAAUGUCCCUCAAAUUGGCUGACAACAGUUAUUCCGGCUCCAGCACACCUUCAUCUUACAUCAGGAAGGGAAGCGUUCCUGUGAAGCCUAGGAGAUUCUCUUUGAGACCGGUAGCGACCCCAAUAAGUCCUCCCACGCCGCCUGAUUAUGAUUCACCACGAUUGUCGCUACGACUCCCUAAGAGAAUGACCGAUCGAAAUCUUCAAGAACCCGUCUCAAUGGAACCCUUCAUUUCCGUGUCACCGAAGGAACCGCUCGUGAACAUGGAGGGACCGCCUGGAAUUUCGUCACCGAUCCAACAGCCGUCCGGUAAUCAACGUUUUUCCAUAAGACCCGCUCAACUCAAUCUGCAACCGAGUCCGACGAGCACCAAGUCCACACCUACGCCGUUACACACGCCUAAACCGGUGCCGAAAUGGAAAGCGGGUAUGCUUCAGCGACAGAUCACGGAGAUGAAUCUACGUCGUCGCGCCAGGGCAUUCAGCCUAAGUGACGUUUAUUCCGACAAACCCGAGAAAACCACUCCCCCCCUCAGUCCCCUCGCUAUGGACAACACCAAAACUUUUGACAUUAGCAAAUCGACCAGUCCAAGUCAGAAAACGGUGACUAUCAUGUCGCCGGCAGAGGAGAUGAAUAUGCUAUCGAAAAAUGAACAUCAAGAUUCCACGGUAGUUCCCUCGGGUUCGAGAGACGAGCAAAUUACACCUCGGAGGGAUCAGAAAGGUGUUUCGUCAAUCAGUCCUUUCGUUCUCGAGAUUUCCAAAGAGCCGCCUGCGGCGUUAAAUGAAUCCAUGAUUUUAAGCAUGCAUAAAGAUGGAAUAUAUCCCCAAAAGGAUUCUGUACCAGUUUAUGAACCGGUUUACAAGCCACCCUCCACCGUGUUCGAGCAAAAAUUAGUAAAGUUUAACGACGAAUUGGGUAGGACACUUGAAAGAGGAAUGCAGGAGACGAAUGUGGAUUUCAAAGAUGUUCCGCUUGAAAUGGAGAAGAAACAGGAUGACACACACAUGCGUGUAAUUGAUAAUUUAAAUGCUUCGACGAGCAGCGGAAGGUCCCCAGAAUCAAGGAAGCCCAGCGUGUUGAUAGACUCGUACAAGCCAUCGCAGCAAAUGACGAUAGAGAAGCCGACGAUCAAUCCGUUCGAGCAGUACAAAGCUAUGACGAGGUCUGCUCGAAAGGAAGAGGAUACGGACUUGAAAGAAGUUAAAGUCGAGAAACCUGGUAAAAAAUGAAAGAAAAACAAAUUCGUAAUCAUGUUGUGCGAAAGGUAACGAUUAAAGAAACUGUUUUAUUUUAUUUUAAAGACAGAGAAAUUUGGAGUCAAGUUUUGUUAGCAAAAAUAUCGAGAUACUAACAGUUUUUAAGAUAUAUAAACGCUAUUUAUGAAUUUAACUAUAAUUUUUGUUAAAAAAAGAUUGACUCUACAUUUUCGCAAAACGAAUUUUUUCCGAAUUACUGAAACUUACGCGUAAGACGGGAAUCUUGCCCAUUAGAAAUUUUCAAUUCCACUACAUAUAUUGCAUGUACAAAAAAUUAUUAUUUUAUCCCAUAUAUGCUAGUACAAGAACUUUUUACAGUAAUUAACAAAUUCGUGUUUCGCUUCAAAACGAUGCAUAAUUUAUCAAGAAACACUGUAGAUAAAAGAAGUAUAAUUUUAAAUGCAUUUAUAUGAAAAUUCCAGGCAAUGUCAUUUAACAAUAAGGCGAUCAGCUUUGUGAAAGGUUGUCUGUAUCAAUGUAUACAAGUAUCUAAUUUUUCAGACUAGUCCAAUUUGUAGCAUUUUCUAAGAGAAAUCUAUUUUAUAAGAUACUAGAUAACGCUAGUAUAAUGAUAAUUAUUAGAAAUGUAAGUAAAUUAUAAAAUACGUAAGUUAUUAGAUUUUAAUUUAAACUUGAUAAGAGAAGACUGUGAUAUAAUGAGUAAGACAUAUAUAUCCUUAAUUUAACAAACUAAUAGUUAAACAAAUUACUUAGAAAACGUAGAUAUUAUGUAAAUAGAAAUAUUAAAAAUAUUUUCUAUUGAAUUAAAAUUCAUCGAUUCGAGAAUUUAUUAAGUUAGGACGUAAAUCAUGUCAAACAAUCGAAGUAAUUUACGGAUUAAUAUUUCGUAUCGCAAUUCAAACAUUGGCAGCUGCGAUCUUGUGACUUGGACAUUUAUCACAGCCAUUCGCGCGAUCAUAUUUAUUCCGCUAAAUCUUAAAAUGUUUAAAUGUAAUAAAUAAAGGAACGAGAGACGUUUUUUUUACGAAA